AUGUAAGAUUACAAAUAUUUUAGUGAUGAUAACCCAUACUGUGAUCCACCAGAUGUAUUCGAGCUCUUUUAAUUCUAUAACCAAUAUUUCUUUGAAGGGAUAUUAGUUACUUGUACUGUAAAAUGGAGUACUCGAAUGACUCUAUGUGCUGGUAAAUAAUUCUUCUUAAGUAAAGGCACCUGUAAAUAUGAAGGAUAGAAAUCAUGUACUAUUACUCUCUCUGAACCACUUUUAAAAUUUCGUUCAAACGAUGAAUUAAAAUCUACUCUUCUACAUGAAAUGAUUCAUGCCUACUUAUUUAUUACAAAACCAUCUGAAGCAUUUAUAAAUGAAGGUCACGGACCUGCAUUCCUGGAGAAAAUGAACUUUAUAAAUUAAGUUACUGGAUUAGAAUUGAGUGUCUAUCAUCAAUUUCAUGAUGAAGUUGAUAGAUGUAGAAACCAUAUUUGGAGAUGCAACGGCAGCUGUCAAUAAAAACCUCCAUUUUUUGGCUAUGUUAAAAGAGCAAUCAAUCGACCUCCUGGGAAAACAGAUUAUUGGUUUUAAAAACAUCAAGAAGAAUGUGGAGGGAUUUUUGAAAAAAUAAGUUAGCCAGAAAAAAAACAGCCAUAAAAAAAAGUUUAGAAAAAGAAAAAGUCUAAUGAUGUGAAAUAAGAAAAAAUGAUCAAAUUAUCCAAUUUCUUUUAAAAUGAACAAAUUUAUGCAAAAUUUUAAAUUAAUUAAAAAGAAAUAGCUGUAGAAUUUCUAAUGGUUCUCAAUUCAUUAUUGAAUUUUGAAGUUUUCAAUCAAAAAUUAGAAUCUAUUAUUUCAUGUUUGAAAGAGACGUAUUAGUAAAAUAUCGAAAAAUUCAAUAUUAAAAAACUAAUUAAUAUCAAACAAAGUCUAGAGAAGUGUAAUAAUAUUACUAUUCUUAAAUGUUCAAAAGAAAUUGGUGAGUAAAUGAAAAUACUUUCCAUUUCUGUUCGCACUAAUGGAUGUCCUCCUUAAGUGAGUAUAUUAAUGUAAUUAAAUAAAUUAUUGAAAUGA
Molecule: messenger RNA, 1026 nt
Organism: Paramecium octaurelia
Lineage: Eukaryota; Ciliophora; Oligohymenophorea; Peniculida; Parameciidae
Source: the annotation of a GenBank genome assembly